Messenger RNA from Panonychus citri (citrus red mite), 983 nucleotides. Its product is annotated as uridine diphosphate glucose pyrophosphatase NUDT14-like. NCBI's taxonomy places the organism in Eukaryota, Metazoa, Arthropoda, Arachnida, Trombidiformes, Tetranychidae. The transcript is spliced from 6 exons. Gene Ontology annotation, biological process: ribose phosphate metabolic process; nucleoside phosphate metabolic process. Gene Ontology annotation, molecular function: metal ion binding; UDP-sugar diphosphatase activity. The coding region runs from base 73 to 804 and encodes 243 amino acids. The record is from RefSeq and is a predicted model, not a curated record.
UGAACGCCUGGUCAUUUAUUCAGUUUAAUUUUAGUUUUGAUUUUCAUUCUUGUGAUUAAUUGUUACUCUUUUAUGUUUAAUAGAAAUUUUCUUAAUCGAACUUGUUUUAUCGGCUACUACAAUCAACGGUGUUCCAUCAAAAUGUCCAACAAUCCAGAGCCCAAAGUGAUCAGUAUCUCACCAAUUGGCUCUUCUGGAUCAGCUUAUCUUAAACCGAUCAGAUUAAAUUAUACACUUGAUGGUAACAAACAAUUAGCUUGGGAUUGUGUCAAAGCUCAUGACAGUGUUGGAAUCAUAUUGUUUAAUAAGGAUAGAAAAAAAUUAAUUUAUGUUAAGCAAUUUAGACCUUCAUUGAUUAUCUCAUCAGCGAAAAAUUUUGACCUGGAAAAGGGGACAAUUGAAGUUGACCCAGCAAUUAAUGGAUACACUUUGGAAAUGUGUGCCGGGAUCAUUGAUAAACCAGGUUUAACCAUUGAACAAAUUGCCAAGGAAGAGGUUCUUGAGGAAACGGGUUAUGAUAUUCCCGUUAGUUCUCUUCAAUUUGUCUGUUCGUCACGUUCCAGUGUUGGAUUACAGGCUUCACUUCAUGCUAUUUAUUUCGCCGAAGUCACUGAUUCACAACAAAAAACACUCGGAGGUGGAAUAGACAAUGAAAGAAUUGAAGUUGUUGAGUUAACAAUUGAAGAAUCAAGGAAAUUACUUUGGUGCCAUGAUCGGGAUUCACCUUAUUCACGACCUGCUCAUAUGCUUUUAGGCUUAUCCUGGUUUCUUCUUGAACAUUAUCCCAAAAACUAUUCAUCAUAAUUAUAAGAUUAACAGAUGAAGUUCAAUUACUAAAAUCAAUUCAACAACUUUAAUGAUUUUGAUUUUCUGAUGAGCACUUGACCAUUUAUUUUAAACAGAAACAUUUAGCUUAAAAUUUUACUUGAAUAUUUUCAAAUACCGUUAAUUGUUUACCAUGAUUAAAACAAAUUCCUAAUCAA